Molecule: messenger RNA, 1023 nt
Organism: Cavia porcellus (domestic guinea pig)
Lineage: Eukaryota; Metazoa; Chordata; Mammalia; Rodentia; Caviidae
Gene: Cenpx
Product: centromere protein X
Exons: 5
Coding region: 331-603 (90 amino acids)
Biological process (GO): kinetochore assembly; replication fork processing; resolution of meiotic recombination intermediates
Cellular component (GO): FANCM-MHF complex; Fanconi anaemia nuclear complex
Source: RefSeq, a predicted model, not a curated record
AGGCGCCCAGCACCCUUCACGUCAGGACAGCGGGAGGGUCCCGGCCACCAGGGAAGGGAGGUCGCGCUGCGCUCGUCCCAGAGGCACUUGGGGGUCAUCGGUGACGGGGCCUGGGCCACUGCUGGAGAGGGGCAUAAACCAAGCCUGCCUGGUCAGCUCGAGUGCCAAGGGGUCCAAGCCUCCUCGCCAGGGCAGGAAUUUAGCGCGUCUCAGGCUCCUUUCCGAGGCCGCGUUCUCAUGUACGUGGAGCGAUUCGUAGAGCUGCCGUUUAAUCUCAUAUAUUGUCCCGGAGCCCGCAGGUUCUCUGUUGCCUUCCUGAUAUAACGCGAGAUGAGCGGGCCCAGCAGGUGGCGCUUCAACCCCGUGGUGCUUGACAGGGACCCUCCAGCCCUGGAGCUGGUGAGCAAACUGCUGCACCUGCACUUCAGGGAUGAAAAGACCAAAGUCGGUGGCGAUGCCCUGCAGCUUAUGGCAGAGCUGCUGAGGAUCUUCGUUGUGGAAGCGGCUGUCCGUGGGGUGCGGCAGGCCCAGGCAGAAGACGUGACCCUGGUGGACAUCGAUCAGCUGGAGAAGGUGCUUCCUCAGCUGCUCUUGGACUUCUAGGAGUAUCCACCCCUCCCAGGAAGCUAGUAUUCCCCUACAGGCUGCUGUUGACCCUGUGGCCUGCAGGGUCUGGGCUAGAUCCAUACCAACACUGAGACCUAGUCCCAACAUGGUUCUUUAGCCUCGGAGGAAUGACGGGAUCCUGGAAGCUGUUGUCCUUCCUAGUACCCCUUUGGUCUGUAGCUCAUAGGCCCCUGGGGACAGUCCCUGUGGGUUCCAGGGAAGCAGGUGCAGUGGGCAGGGGGACUGAUCUGCUUCCUGGCCAUGGCAACCCUAAAUAGCCCAUGUGUUUUACAAACCAACCAGCUGCCUUACUACCCCAACAUCAAAGUUGGUGUGGAGUUUUAGCCACCUGAUACUUCCCUGAGCUAUAACUUUGUCCUCACAAAGCAACAUCAAUAAAUUAACACCUGUCUCCUA